Recurvomyces mirabilis is the source of this 2940-nucleotide messenger RNA. RefSeq names its product component of the polarisome (gene SPA2). The record is from RefSeq and is a predicted model, not a curated record. Gene Ontology annotation, cellular component: actomyosin contractile ring; cell cortex of growing cell tip. The coding region runs from base 1 to 2940 and encodes 979 amino acids. NCBI's taxonomy places the organism in Eukaryota, Fungi, Ascomycota, Dothideomycetes, Mycosphaerellales, Teratosphaeriaceae. The transcript has a single exon. Gene Ontology annotation, molecular function: MAP kinase scaffold activity.
AUGAGCAUGAGCAGACCCGGUGUUGGCGGUCCGCUAUCUCCGCUCUCCAUGAGCAGCAAUGACAGCCAUGCGAAUCGCUACCCAUCUCCUCCCAGCAUUGCCGGCAUGGGCACGACUGGCGACGUACCAUACUCAGGCGGGCCAUACGGGGCAGCGCGACCUGGUCCUCCUUCACUGCCCGGUUCGCAACACCCAAGUGGCAGCACAGAUAUGUCGCGACCAUCGGCCAGUGGCAGCAGUAUAGGCAGACCGCCUUCCUCUGCGAGCUCAGUGGGCAGAAGCAGCGACGGGCGGAUGUUUGGCAGCAGACCAGAUAGUGGGAGAAGUACUUUCAAACCCGACAAUGAGGCGGCGCUGAGCAGACAUUACGAGGUGCUAAAGGGGUAUCUGUCUCAGCAUCUCGCCGAUCAGCAUGGGAACAUCAAGCCCAAUAAAGCACGGGACAAGCUGUUGCGACUGUCAGUCACGCAGUUCAUGGAGCUCAGCACGGAUGUCUACGACGAGCUACUGCGCCGAGAGGACGAUCGAACAGGACGAGUACAGAACGUGCCCAAGUCACUCCUCCCAAGACAGAACUUCCACCCGAAGCGCAACCAGGCACGGCAAAAGCUCAGCACUCUACCCGUCGAGCGGUUUAGGCAACUAGCGACAGACGUCUUCUACGAGCUCGAACGAAGGAUACCACGUUUUAUUGGUCAAGAUAUGGAGAGACCAUCCAGCAUUGCCAGCUCUGCUCGAGGUCCAAGUCGCAACGGCAUGAGACCUCCACCAGGCGGUCCACCACCACCUGGAGGCUAUCGCGGUCCUCCACCGGGUAUGGGAGGACGACCACCAAUGGGUGGACCGCCGAUGAACGGUAUGCCGCCACCUCCUGGUGGACCAUAUCAAAGUUUUCGACCUGCGAGUCCUGGCCCUGGUGGUCCGGGCGGGAGGCCUCCUACGGGCGGAAGCGAUAGUUCGAAUUAUAACCGACCUUUACCGAAAACGUUGCAAAGUAACACUAUUGUGCCGAACAAGAGCACUAUGGUUGAAGAUGACGAUGAUGACGAUGAGGAUGCUUUUGAUCUGGACAAGGAGUUGCCUGAUCCUACUGGUACUGCGAGUGCGGAAGACAAGGAGAAGAUUGAGGCGCAGGAGGCUGAGAUUGCGGAGUUGAGGGAGAAGCUCGAAGAGUUGGAGGGUGCAGCCAUGAACAAGGAGCAUGAGUUCCAGGGCAUGAACGAUAGCCUAGCUGAAAGGGAGCAGGAACUUGAGAGGAUAAAGUCUUCGGGUCAUGAGCGAGAAGAUGGCAUCAGUCGGGAACGCAGCGAGUGGUAUGAUCUGCGUGAGGAGCUGGAGCAAAAGCAUCUAGAUGCUCAGCGAUUGCAUGACGAUCUGCAGAGAGAGCUCGAAGCCUUUAAGCGCAACAAGGAUCGAGAUGAGCAUGAGAUUCGAUCACAGCACGACCUGGCACUGGAAGAUCUGAGGUCGCAACACGGGCAGCAGCUAGAUGGCCUCCAAUCACAGCACAGCCGAGCACUAGACGACAUGAGAUCACAACAUGAGCAGGAACUAGGCGGCCUCCAAUCGCAAAUGGGUGAUUCGCAUCGUAUGACCAUUGGCGACUUGCGCGCUCAGCUCGAUAAUGUGCACGACCAGACUUCAGAUCUGCAUACCCAACUUCAAACCCACCAAGCCGAGAACGACGAGCUGCGCCGCCAACUGCAGGACCACCAGGACAACCGACCCAAAUCCGUGGAUAUGAGCGACUACGAAUGCCGGAUUGAACUUCUCCAAGAUGAGCUGGUGGGUCAGGAGAAAUUGACGAAUGAGGUUCGAGAUGGGGCUAUGCUGUAUCUUCGUGAAAUGCGCGAUCUAUCACGACAGAAUGACCAAGCCAUCGAAGCGGAAGAACGGCUCGCUGCGCGUGUGACACAACUGGAGCGCGAGAAUGAAGAGUGGCGACAUCGGUAUACUAAGGUGAAGGCGCAGAAUAGACACCUUCGAGCCUCGACCAUGGGACUGGGACUCCAGACAUCCUUCGACUCCGGCUCCUUGCUCAGGAAAGAAGGAUUAGUGUCCGAGGGUGGUUUGGUGAGGGAUGUAGACGUCACGAGGUUCCAGCUUGCGAUCGAUGAAUUGUUGAAAGGGGCGCGGCAGCAGGAAACGGAGCCAAUGUUGCAAAGUGUGAAACACAUCGCCAUCUCCGUCCAUGCUAUCGAAAGCGCAGUCGGCACGGAUGGCUAUCCCACUCCCAGCCCCAGUCCCUUGGGACCCAUGAGCCCCAACGGCGAGCACAGUCGUGGUGGCGGCACCGACAGCGUAGCAAAACUGCAAGCCAGAGUUAAAGGCACAGCCAACAGCCUCAUCACCGCCACGAAACUGCACGCUACCUCGCACGGCCUCUCCCCCGUCGCUCUCCUGGACGCCGCAGCCUCAAACCUCACCGCUUCGGUCGUGGAACUGAUCAAAGCUGUGGGUAUCAAGCCCAGCAGUAAAGACGAACUCCAAUCUGAUCUUGGAGACGAGGAUCGCUAUUCGAAUAUGCAUUCCCUUGCUCCUAGCGUCAAUGAUUCUCUAGCUGGUAAACUCCAACAUGAUAGUAUCGGCUCCUUCUACGAUGACCGAGAUCGGCUUUCCACUAGUGAUGCGUAUCAGCAUAAUCAGCAUCUGCCUCCCUCGGCUCUGGCUCCUGCUCCAGCAACCAUGCUUGUCCCAACCUCAGCAGCAGCGGGUGGUGAGACGCCUGCGAAAGCUGCUGCCGCCGCGGCAUCACCAGCGCCGUUGAGUCUGGGAAGGAGUAAUACUUCUAAGAAGACGAAUGGGUGGUUUGGGGGCUGGGGGAAGAAGAAUAGUAUUGAUGAGACGGAGGCGUUGCCUUCACAGCAGCAGGUGCACGCUGUAGUGGCUGGACAUGAUGGAGAGGGGCAACGGGAGGGGGAAUAUGAUCCUUAUCGGUAG